AUGUCAGGGACAUCACAAGUACUUCAAAACGAUUCUCAUCAAUCACAACAUUCUUCAAUGGCUUAUAAUCAAAGACAAUCAAUGAUAUAUCCACAAGCACAAGUGCCACACCAACAACAACAUAGUUUACCUCCAUUACCACCAUUACCAGUACCAUCUUUACCUCCAUUAUCUAAUGGUAACUCUAAUUCUAAUUCUAAUGGUAAUGAAAUCAACAAUAACGGUAGUGUUCAACCACCACUUCCACCUCCUCCACCAAUUACUUCAAAUCAACAGUACUAUGCUGUACCACCUUUACGAGCACCACCUCCAUUGAAUACUUUGGCAUCAGUAGUAAAUUCUUUACCAACCCUAACGCCGACAAUGACAAAUGCUACUCAUUCAACCAUGUCAUCUAAUUCUUCUGCUGAAUCUUCAACUUCAAGUUCAUCUAAUUCAAUAACAAAACCUAAAUCAAAAAGAUCAAGUAAAGGUAGAGUAUUUCAAUGUACAGGAUAUCCUGGUUGUAAUAUGUCAUUUACUAGAAGUGAACAUUUGGCUCGUCAUAAACGUAAACAUACUGGUGAACGACCUUUUACUUGUCCUUAUUGUUCAAAAAAUUUCAGUCGUUUAGAUAAUUUACGUCAACAUAAACAAACAGUACAUGCUUACGAAACUUAUUUAACUAAAGAUAAUCGUGAUAGUAAAUUAUUAAUUGAACGAUCGAAACUGAAAAAGAAAUUGAAACAACAAGAGAAAAAAGCUCAACAACAGGCCCAACUUCAAGCUCAGGCCCAGGCUCAGGCUCAGGCACAAGCUCAAGCUCAAGCCCAAAUGCAACAGCAGCAACAGCAGCAACAACAACAAAAUGGUUAUAAUUUCCAACCUCCAUAUCCUCAAUUUCAUAAUCAAUAUUAUGCCAACAACCAAUACCAAGGUCCUCAACCACCAAUGCCACAGCAACCACAACAGCACCAACAGGGAAUACCGGCAGGGUAUUUGGAUCCAUAUAGACAAUAUCCAAAUACUUUUGACCCCAUGGCAUUACCGCCACCACCUAAAAUUAAUGCACAUCCACAAAAACCAUUACCUCCAUUACCUCAUCAAAUUGGUCAAGAAACUUCUGAAAGUGUACUGCAACAACAAGGAGGAGGAUUGAAAAUUCCUGAUCAUGCAUUUACUCCUAAAAGAAGACCAGAACCAUUAUCAUUACAACAUUCUACUCAUUCUAAUGAAAAUAUUAGUAGUAAUGAUGCCAACACUAAUAAUCAUACAGUGACAUCAUCAGUUACUUCUGAUGCAGUUUAUCCUCCACCACCUAAAUCAGCAACUUCAGCUGCUUCAUUAACUCCUAAUUUAGCUAGUCCAUUAUCACCAUUAUUUCAUCAAUCAUUUAGUCAAACUACUUUGAAAAGUACUCCUGAUCCAAGAGGGUCUAGUACAUUGACAAAUUCUUCAGUAUCAAUAAAAUCCCCCAUGUCACAACAUUUUUCAAUAUUAUCAGGGAAUUCUAAUUAUAGUAAUAAUACUACUACUAGUUUACCUUCAGUAAGUAAUUUACCUCAUCCCAAUUGGGGACCUACUAAUGGUAAUGGUGCUGGUGCUGGUGCUGGUGGUUAUCAAAAUUCUUUACAUCAACGUCAAAGUUCUGCUGUGAGUGAUUUUCUGAUAUUUUCUAAUAGUAGCAAUAGUAGGAAAGAUAUUAAAAGUACUUGGUUAAGAGGGGUUUUAAAUGAUGAUACAAAUGAUCCACAAGAGAAUAAAUUGACAUCACCAUCACCAGCUCCAACAUUACCACCAGUAUCAAGUAUAACAAAUGGAACUAAUGAUGGGAAUAAAGAUGUGAUAAUGUCAGAAUCAGAAUCAGAAUCACAAUCACAAUCACAAACAAAUUUGAUAAAUUCAAAUGGUAAAUCAAAACAAGAAAGUGGACCUACCUUAGAAAGUACUGAACUUACUAAUAUUGGUGCUUCUUCAAUUAAAUCAACUCAUUCUACUGAAACAUUACAAACUACAAUGGUUAUUGUGAAUAAACUGGAUACACCAACAGCAACUACUAUCACAACAACAAAUGAGAGUAGUUCUAAUACUAAUGCUACUACUAGUGAAUAUGUUUCGAAAAAACCAACAAUAAAUAAUUUGAUAUCUCCAUCACCACCACAAUAA
Messenger RNA from Candida dubliniensis CD36, 2145 nucleotides. It is a transcript of the gene BCR1, whose product is annotated as transcription factor BCR1. NCBI's taxonomy places the organism in Eukaryota, Fungi, Ascomycota, Pichiomycetes, Serinales, Debaryomycetaceae. The record is from RefSeq and is a predicted model, not a curated record. The transcript has a single exon. Bases 1 to 2145 code for a protein of 714 amino acids. Gene Ontology annotation, cellular component: chromatin. Gene Ontology annotation, molecular function: DNA-binding transcription factor activity, RNA polymerase II-specific; RNA polymerase II cis-regulatory region sequence-specific DNA binding. Gene Ontology annotation, biological process: regulation of transcription by RNA polymerase II.